This is a messenger RNA of Ilyonectria robusta, 1162 nucleotides long. RefSeq lists its product as uncharacterized. The record is from RefSeq and is a predicted model, not a curated record. NCBI's taxonomy places the organism in Eukaryota, Fungi, Ascomycota, Sordariomycetes, Hypocreales, Nectriaceae. The coding region runs from base 1 to 1062 and encodes 353 amino acids. The transcript is spliced from 6 exons.
AUGAGCCAUACCUCAGCCCCAGAGGGAACCUCGUCACGGGGCCAGCUAAUACUCGGCAUCAACGCUGCCCUCAUUGUCAUCACAUCCAUUGUCGUCCUAGCGAGAUUAUAUGUCCGGCGCUUCAUGUUGAAAGCUCUCGGACUCGACGACAUCAUAACUACUAUAGCAUUCUCACUCUGCGUUGCCGGAUCGGCAAUAGACAUCGCCCAGGUUGACCACGGAUCCGGAAUGCCGAUGCAAUACGUAUCGGAAGAAGACCUGAAUAUCUUCUUCAUGCUGCUAGCGGUCGCCGAACUCGUGUACUUCCUCUCAUCAGGUUUUGUUCGACUGUCAAUCCUGGCAUUCCUCCCCCGUCUAUGCAGAGAAACCUUCUUCAUGCGUUGGAUUUGGACCUUGGUCGCCAUCAUCGUCAGCACCAGUAUCGCUGGCUUCUUCUUCACCCUGGCAGAAUGCAAGCCCAUUAGUGACACCUUCAAUUACAGAAAGCCAAACCGAAACUGCGUUGACAAAGAUAUAGAGACGUACGUCAUGUGCACACACGCGGUCCUAGGAGUAUGCAUCGAUAUCAUCCUCUUUGGCCUACCAAUUUGGGUCAUCCGCAGGAACAUGAAGUUCAGUACAAAGGCUAUUCAAGUUAUCCUCGUUUUUUCCGUGGGUCUGUUCGCUAUCAUCACGGGCAUCUUACGCUUGGCAUUCGUCGCCACCAUUGACUUUACAAUAAACACGACAUACAAUACUCUCCGUGUAGGUGCAUGGACAACGACCGAAGUUCACGUUGGCCUCUGGUGCGCCUGCUUCCCGGCUCUCCAGCCCCUACUCCGCCUCGUCUCCUACAAGAUGGGCCUUCGAAGUGGCUUGGACAGUACAGUGAAGAGUACGAAGAACAAAAACGGUGUACUCGCUCAGUCUUGCAGUGACCGGCUUGGUGCCAACGGCUACUUCAAGCAGGACAGUCGCAUUGAUAGAGAAGGUGAUAAUGGGAGCCAGACAGCCAUUAUUUCAGGUGGUGUUUUAACAACAGAAGACAUACUGCUUGACGAUAUACAUGGGAGAAGCAAGUGAGCUAUUAAAUGGGUUGGGAAUUAAUACACAGAAGAGAGGGAACAAAUGAAUGACACGUCUCAGGCAUAUCCCGAUUAGGAACCUUCUGGUAUUUAGAAAG